CUCCCCUGAAUCCAAAAUUAUAUCGCCACGCGCUUAUUGCUCGUGAUGGCGAUGAUGAUGAUGGGGCAAACGGGACUGUGCUCACGAACUCGUUUCUUUCUCAGCUCAUCUCCCUUUGGACAGAACGCGCGGUUCCAGCUCUCGACUUUUUUCUUCUUCAUCACUAUCACCACCACCCUACAGGAAUGAAAAGCAGGACAGCUUGACGCAUAUCGCCUUUUUUUUUUUACUCCCUUCGUUCCUCUCUCGUUCCUCGUAUUCAGCCCAACACUUUUAUUUUUUUAUUUUUUUAUUCUUUGGUUCAGGAACCUCCAGCGACAAUAAGCAUUCCUCUCACAAAAAAAGACGACACAGACUCAGACAAGACAUGACGCUUCCGCUUUCAAAGAUCCGCGAUCUGUCCUUCAAGACGUCGAUCUAUGGCAUUGAAGAACGCAUCAUCCUCGACAUUGGAUCCUGUUACAUCAAAUGCGGACUCUCGGGAGAGGCCCGGCCACGGCAUUUCAUUUCCAUGUUCCUGUCGGACGAAGCCUUGGAUGAUUAUCUGGGCCUGCGACCGAAACACCAGCAGCAUUUCGGACACGAGUGCAGUGAAGUCUGUAACGAAAAGUCUAACGCUGCCUGUCAUCCCUUGGAGUACGCAGAAUUAUACGAACUGGAUAUGAUGCGGAAGAAUCACCGUGGACAAACAGAGGAGCAGCGAUUUAGGAUUCUGGAAGAGCGUCUCUCAGAAUACUUAUACGAUGUCUACUUCAAGCACUUGCUGACGGAUCCCAAGCAGAGGAAGGUCAUUAUCUGCGAAUCGCCCCUAGCACCCAUCGCACUGAAACAAACCAUCGCUAAAGUGCUGUUCGAGAAGCUGCAGGCACCUUCCAUUUCGUUUACGAAUUCACAUCUGCUGGCACUAUUGACCACAGGCACCGCAACCGGUCUGGUGAUUGACUGUGGGCACCUGGAGACCUCCGUCCUCCCUAUUUACUCAUCCAGGCCAAUGACCCCGUUCAUCCGCACGACCCCACGAGCCGGGAAAUUCCUCUCCCAGCACCUCAAACAACUUCUCCGUGAAAAAUGCCCGAUCUCACUCGCUGAUAACCCAACGGACCUACGCAUCAUCCCCGAGUCCAUGCUCACGAGCGCGUUUCUCGAGACCAUCAAGACACGUCUCCUCUUUGCGUCCCCACUCAUCGUCAACGCGCGUGACAAUGUCGCGGACGAGGAGAUGAACAACAACUAUCGUGAUCUCUCGACCUCGACAGAGGUCCAUGUCGAGGUCUGGCUCGAGGAGGAGCAGGCGAGGGGCAUCAUGGCCAUCCCAGGAUGGAUCCGUGAGAGGGCCAGUGAAUGUCUGUUCACGGGGGACGAGGACGCCCAGAGUCUGACGGACGUGAUUUUGGAGGCCGUGGCGAAGGCGCCUUCGGAUUUGAGACGGCCGUUGGUCAGUUCAAUGCUCUUGAUCGGAGGGACUGCUCAGCUGCCGAAUUUGCAGAGUCGACUGUUGCAGGAGAUCAAACGGUCCUUGCAGGUGAACCCACGAUGGGCAAAACUGGCCCGUUUGGCGGACUCGGUCAGGUUCUUGGACGAUUUGACAGAGGAGGAUAAGGCGUCGUUGUCGACGGCGGUCGGAUUUGUGGGUGGGGCCACUGCAAGUCGGAGCAGCGGUACCAUGAUGGACCAGGACCUGCCCACGGCCGCUACGGCUGGAGGUCGUGAGAAAGACAGGAAAAGCUCAAAGGACAAGAAGAUCUACCAGAGCAGCGGCAAGGUUUUUAUGCCCAAUUGUCGCGCCUGGAUUGGAGGCUCGUUGAUUGGGUCACUCAAGGCUUCAGGGCCAGAGAUCUUGAGAGAGAACUUUAAUGGCUCCGUCCCAGACUGGUCCACCGCCAGUCUCACGACAGCUCCAGCACAAGGGCAACAAGAAGCCGCUGCGACUCCACCCAUCGUUGCCUCGGCCCUUGCUAUCUCAUACUAGUCAAGUCAUUAGCUGAAAAAAUAUGACCUUUUUUUUUUU
Molecule: messenger RNA, 2008 nt
Organism: Gamsiella multidivaricata
Lineage: Eukaryota; Fungi; Mortierellomycota; Mortierellomycetes; Mortierellales; Mortierellaceae
Product: actin-domain-containing protein
Exons: 5
Coding region: 368-1969 (533 amino acids)
Biological process (GO): microtubule-based movement
Source: RefSeq, a predicted model, not a curated record